AUGAAAAGGCAUCAGCUAACCCACACUGGACAUCUCAAGUGUAAGUGCCUCGAAUGUGAAAAAUACUUCUCGGAUGGUCAUAAUCUGAAGAGACACCAGACGCGAGUUUGUGAAAAGGAGCUCCAAAUUUUGGAUGAAGAAGAGAUCCCACAACCCUCAACUAGCAAAUCUCUGAUCACAUCACCCCUCAAGACUUCCUCUCCACCAGGGCCAUCUCAUCAAGGAACUCUGGACACUAUCACAGCCACUAACACAUGCUCUGUGUGUGGGAGGUUUUUUGCUCGUACUUCAAGCUUGGUAAGGCACAUGAGCUCCCACUCAAAAGAGUGUCCAUUUAGGUGUGUCAAUUGUGGUAAGAGGUUCAAGUAUUCAUACGAUUUAAAAAAACGCCAGAGAGAAUUGUGUCAGAGAAUGACCCAGGGAGAUUUGUGUCAGGAUGUUGGUCAGAACAUGGCACAACAACAGAGUGGCCCGCAACCGGAGAAGGUUUUUCUUGCCACUGCAGAAAAUCAAACCCAGGUAGAUUCCAAAACCUGUUAUGUCUGUAGUAAGAUUUUGACUUGUACCUCACAGAUGGAUAGGCACUUGAAAUCUCACUCAAAGGCACGUCCCUUUCAUUGUGCUAUUUGUGAGAGAAGCGUUAAGUACAAAGACUCUUUGAAGAAACAUCAGGAAAUCCUUGGACACGAGGGCAUCCUAAAAUACUUUGGUCUGAGUGUGGACCCGCAACAAGUGGAAGUUAACACAGAGAGUUGCAUCAGCACUCUCACUACCAAGGAAAAUGACACUGAGCCCCUUAUCAAGGCUGUUACUCCAUUGCCAACUGCCCAAGAACACGCAUGCACUGUGUGUGGGAAGAUGUUGGACUGUGCUUCUCAUUUAGCUACUCAUAUGAGAUCCCAUUCAGAGGAGCGUCCUUAUCAAUGUGUCAACUGUGAGCAGAGUUUGAAGUACAAGCAAAGUUUGAAUCAACACCAGAGAUAUAUCUGAAAGGUGAACCGAGAAGAGUCCUCUCAGAUGGUAGACCAGCACCAAGGGGAGGAGUCUAGCGAACUGCUGGCUUUUAAGGCUAAUACCCCAGAGACAUCCACCAGUCAACCCCAACUGGUUCACUGGUGUAAAAAAUGUGGAAAGCGUUUCGAUGACAUCUGUAAUUUGAAGCAACACCAGGAAAGUUUAUGCCGAGAGGAAAAAAUAAAGGUGGUCUUCAAAUGUGAAAAAAGAAAGGUGGUCUUCAAAUGUGAUGAUUGUGGGAAGGACUUCAAAGGUUCAUCAUCCCUAAGAACACACAAGCGAAUUCACAACCCAUUCUAUUGCUCUGAUUGUGGAAAGGUACUUCCAAACUCAAUUGCCUUUGACAGACACAAGCUGAUGCAGCACAAGGAAAUCCAGUGUACCAUGUGUGAGAAGACCUUUACCCUGUUGGGGCGUCUGAGAGAUCACUAUCUGCAUCAGGAGAGUACCUGUACCAGUGCUCUGUUUGUCAAGCGAAGUUCAAUUCAGCAAAUUCUCUAACAAUACACAGUAGGAAGCACACAGGAGAAAAGCCGUUCCUGUGCUGGCAGUGUGGAAAGGCUGCUGGAGAACUGUCAGUGCAUAUGGGGACCCACUCAGAGGAGAGACCAUUUUCUUGCUCGCAGUGUGACAUGUCCUACAGAACAAAACUUCAGCUGAAUUCACACAUUGAACAAGUUCAUGAGGGGGUGAGAUACCCUUGUACAAUCUGUGGAAAGCAAUUUUACAAAGCAGUGUCAUUGAAAAGACAUGAACUUACUCACACAGGAGAAAGACCAUUUCCAUGCUCCUAUUGCACAAAAACCUUCAUCACUGCCAAUGAAAGAAGGCUGCAUGAAAGAUACCAUACUGGUGAGAGACCAUACAAAUGCCAAGACUGUGGAAAGUCUUUCAUUCAGUUAGGUUACCUGAAAUCGCACCGACGUCUUCACACAGGAGAGAAGCCAUUUGCAUGUAGCUUUUGUGAUAAAAGUUUUAGAUUAUCGUAUCAUAGGUUAAAACACGAGCGAACCCAUACAAGAAUAAAUAAGCCACGUGUGUGGGGAAUGUGGGUUAGCCUUCGCUCAAAGAAAGUGCCUGACUGAACACCAACACACUCACCCCGUGAAUUAAAAUUGUUUUUUUGGAACUCUGAUGUCCCUUUGUAUUGUUAUUCAUUUUAAGACAGUACAGCGGGGAAAGUAGUGAGGGAGACAGAAAGUAGGGGGACAGACAGAAGGGCAGAGAAGGGGCUUGAACCCUUGUCCCCAGGCAGGUAAAUGUGGACUGGAGUCAAAAGCAUUAUCACUCUGUUAGACUCUGGCAUUUGGGUUAUUGUUGGUUAUUAUAUAUAUUUUAAAAAACAUUGGUUUAACACCUUUUUUGUUUUUUUGUGUUC
Messenger RNA from Coregonus clupeaformis (lake whitefish), 2392 nucleotides. Its product is annotated as zinc finger protein 629-like. Gene Ontology annotation, cellular component: nucleus. The transcript has a single exon. Gene Ontology annotation, biological process: regulation of transcription by RNA polymerase II. Gene Ontology annotation, molecular function: DNA-binding transcription activator activity, RNA polymerase II-specific; RNA polymerase II cis-regulatory region sequence-specific DNA binding. Bases 1 to 990 code for a protein of 329 amino acids. The record is from RefSeq and is a predicted model, not a curated record. Lineage: Eukaryota; Metazoa; Chordata; Actinopteri; Salmoniformes; Salmonidae.